Molecule: messenger RNA, 605 nt
Organism: Notothenia coriiceps (black rockcod)
Lineage: Eukaryota; Metazoa; Chordata; Actinopteri; Perciformes; Nototheniidae
Product: fibrillin-2-like
Exons: 4
Source: RefSeq, a predicted model, not a curated record
UAGUUCAAUAUUCCAUUCUGGGGCACAUAUCCUCUCCCAAAAAUUCCGACUCUGGGCUCCUCGACGCCGAGGCACUCCGCUUUGUUGCAAGCCCCUGCUCUGGAGUGCACACCAGGACUUCUGAUCUAGAUCCCGGACUAGACUCCUCAGCCUGGGUCCACACGGUGAACGGAGAGCCAGAGAGAGUGCGAGGUAACAGGGAGGUAACUGCGUUUUGGAGGGAUAGCCAGACGGACCGAUGGCAUCAGGGAAGCUGGCCCAGGUGCUGCUGGGAUGGGCGGCCAUGUGUGUCGGGUCGUUCCACUUGUGUUGGGGUGAAACUCCCGGGACAGGACAGUACCAAGCGAGCCGCUUCACGGGCACCGAGGACCAGAGAGAGGUGCAGCGGGUCAGACGCCGCGGGCAGGAGACUCUGAGAGGGCCCAAUGUUUGUGGCUCUCGCUUCCACUCGUACUGCUGCCCCGGCUGGAAGACUCUGCCGGGAGGGAACCAGUGUAUCGUCCCCAUUUGCAGGAAUUCCUGUGGUGAUGGUUUCUGCUCCAGACCCAACAUGUGUACCUGCUCGAGCGGCCAGCUCUCUUCCAGCUGUGGAGCAGGAGGAGGAG